This is a messenger RNA of Cucumis melo (muskmelon), 2831 nucleotides long. RefSeq names its product pentatricopeptide repeat-containing protein At1g71490. Gene Ontology annotation, biological process: RNA modification. The coding region runs from base 576 to 2714 and encodes 712 amino acids. The record is from RefSeq and is a predicted model, not a curated record. Gene Ontology annotation, molecular function: protein binding; RNA binding. Lineage: Eukaryota; Viridiplantae; Streptophyta; Magnoliopsida; Cucurbitales; Cucurbitaceae. The transcript is spliced from 2 exons.
UAUUGGUUGGACGAUUGUGAAUGAAAAUCAUAUAUUUGUUGCCACCGGCGUUUGAUUAGUUCACCGACCGGGGCUCCGACGCUGUCGCCGUUCGGUGUGGCGUGGGGUCCGUUCAUCUGAUUUUGUGUUUUUAGGGCUUUUUUACAUAAUCGGCGUUCUAGACUUUUCAUGUACCAUUGUCCCAAAACCCAACAAUUUAAAAAACUCAUUCCAAAAGUGAUUACCUCUCAAACCAAAAAAAAUAAAAUCCUUAUUUUGGUAAUUUUCCAAACAUGAAGCUGUGAAUAUUAGGGAUGUAAAGCCGCCACAAGCUCUUUGCAUUGGACAUAUCCGCCGUCUUAACCUUCGCUCCGUCAGUUUGUCGUUGAAUGCCGAUGUUACUUCUUGGUGUUUUCUCAGGGACAACUUGUUUUUGUGGCUUUUGGGAUUUCCAUCGUGAGGCAUAUAAUCUAGUUACCGAGAUAAACCAUGUUAUUGGUUCUUGCUUGCCAGCUCUAAACUACAGCGAAGGGAUAAACCAUGUUAUUGUUUCUUGCUUACCAUGACCUUGCAAAUAAAGCACGUUUCUUUUGUGUAUGUCAUUGUCUCCUUCUCGAUGCAUCCUCAAGGGUCUUUCUAUUGACAAGCUCGAAACUUUCAUACCUAAAACAUGGAAAAAAUUACCUGUGAGCAAUAGUAGUGAAUUUAUGAUUGGUUCUAUUUUUUCUUCCCUGAAGGACUUUGCCUCUCAUGGUCAAUUGUCUAAAACAUUUGAGGCCUUCUCUCUCAUUCAAUUGCGCACAAGUUAUAAUGAUUCAUUUGACCUCAUCUUGCAAUCCAUCUCCAUUCUUCUUGUAUCAUGCACCAAGUGUAGCUCACUCCCACCAGGCAAGCAACUUCAUGGUCACAUUAUCUCGUCGGGUCUUGUGGAAGACUCUUUUUUGGUUUCCAAGCUUGUCAUGUUUUACUCGAGCCUUGAAUGUCUGCCGGAGGCUCAUACCCUUGUUGAGACUUCUAAUUUAUUUCGCCCCUGUUCUUGGAAUAUACUUAUGACAUCAUAUGUUAGAAAUAAACUUUAUGAGGCAGCCAUUUUAGCUUAUAAACAGAUGCUGAGUAAAGGGGUCAGACCAGAUAAUUUCACUUUUCCCUCCAUUUUGAAGGCUUGUGGUGAAACACAAAAUUUGGAAUUUGGUCUAGAGGUUCACAAGUCUAUUAACGCUUGCUCAACUAAUUGGAGUCUGUUUGUUCAUAAUGCUCUGAUAUCUAUGUAUGGAAGAUGCGGAGAGGUGGACACUGCACGUUACUUGUUUGACAUUAUGCUUGAGCGGGAUGGAGUAUCUUGGAAUUCAAUGAUCUCUUGUUAUUCUUCCAGGGGUAUGUGGAGGGAGGCAUUUGAACUAUUUGAAAGCAUGCAAAGUAAGUCUCUUGAAAUUAAUGUUGUAACUUGGAAUAUUAUAGCUGGAGGUUGCUUACGGGUUGGUAAUUUUACUCGAGCACUGAAUUUACUGUCUCAGAUGAGAAAUUUUGGCAUUCAUUUGGACGACGUAGCAAUGAUAAUUGGUUUAGGUGCUUGUUCCCACAUUGGUGCCAUUAGAUUGGGAAAGGAAAUCCAUGGCUUUACUAUCAGACAUUAUCAUCAUAUGUUAUCCACUGUUCAAAAUGCUUUAGUUACCAUGUAUGCUCGUUGUAAAGACAUUAGGCAUGCAUAUAUGUUGUUUCGGUUAAACGACGACAAAAGUAUAAUCACAUGGAAUUCCAUGCUUUCUGGUCUCACACACUUGGAUCGGGUUGAGGAUGCCUUAUGUCUGUUUAGAGAAUUGUUACUGUUUGGUGUUGAACCGAACUAUGUGACAUUUGCUAGCAUUCUUCCUCUUUGUGCUCGAGUUGCAAAUUUACAACAUGGGAGAGAAUUUCAUUGCUACAUUACUAAACGUCAUGAUUUUAGGGAUCAUUUGUUGUUGUGGAAUGCUUUGGUGGACAUGUAUGCAAGGUCGGGCAAGGUUUCAGAAGCAAAAAGAGUUUUUGAUUCGUUAAGCAAGAAGGAUGAAGUGACCUAUACUUCUCUGAUUGCAGGCUAUGGUAUGCAAGGAGAGGGGGGGAAAGCUCUAAGACUGUUUGAAGAGAUGAAAAGGUUUCAAAUCAAACCAGAUCAUAUAACUAUGGUUGCUGUCCUAUCAGCUUGUAGUCAUUCAGGUCUCUUGAAUCAAGGUGAACUUUUAUUUGCAGAGAUGCAAAGUGUGCAUGGUCUAAGCCCCCGUUUGGAACACUAUUCUUGCAUGGCAGACCUGUUUGGGAGGGUCGGUCUGUUGAACAAAGCAAAGGAAAUUAUCACAAGAAUGCCUUACAGACCCACGUCUGCUAUUUGGGCCACUCUUAUUGGAGCAUGUUGCAUCCAUGGAAACACGGAUAUCGGGGAAUGGGCAGCAGAGAAACUUCUGGAAAUGCAGCCUGAACAUUCUGGUUAUUAUGUCUUGAUUGCUAACAUGUAUGCUGCUGCGGGUUCUUGGAGUAAGUUGGCAGAAAUAAGGACUCGUAUGAGGGAUUCUGGUGUAGCAAAAGUUCCUGGUUGUUCUUGGGUUGAUGUUGGGUCUGAAUUCGUCUCAUUCUCAGUUGGUGACACAUCUAGUCCUCAAGCCCUCGAGUCGAAGCUCUUGUUAGACAGUUUGUAUGAUGUAAUUAAACACGAUAGUCUAAUAACGACAGAUAAUUACGAUACUGGCGACAACAUUUUUUGAGGAAACAUUAAAUUAUUAUUGCUGAAACUAGCAGUAGAUGUGUUGGUUUUAAACCUUGGUGUACAUCAAAAUACAUAAACAAAUAACGUAAAAUUACUAUUUAACAAAGUUUGUUCA